This is a messenger RNA of Fusarium tjaetaba, 1008 nucleotides long. RefSeq names its product pectinesterase precursor. Lineage: Eukaryota; Fungi; Ascomycota; Sordariomycetes; Hypocreales; Nectriaceae. Gene Ontology annotation, molecular function: pectinesterase activity. Bases 1 to 1008 code for a protein of 335 amino acids. The transcript has 7 exons. The record is from RefSeq and is a predicted model, not a curated record. Gene Ontology annotation, biological process: cell wall modification.
AUGAUUUUCCCCAAGGGUCUUUGCCAACUAGUUCAAUUGGCCCUUUUCUUCGGCCAAGGUCCAUCUUCCGGUGAAGCAGCCAGCCUUCCGGCCCGAGCGGACAAAAGUCGCACUGUUGCCCCUGCGAAUUGUAUUGUGGUAAAGCCCAGCGGUGCUAGUGCAUCGGAGUUCACCAGCCUACAAGCUGCCGUCAAUUCUAUCGGCUCAUCUACGGAGCCCUCAUGUAUCUUCCUUAGCUCAGGAACUUACAAUGAGCGAGUCGACAUCAAGGUCAAAGCACCAUUGACCCUCUAUGGAUCAACCACCGAUACUGGAAGCUAUAAGAAGAACACCGUCGUUAUCCAGAAUACUCUGGGGUCUCAAGAUGCCGGCUCUCUGGACGCAAGCUCAACCGUCAAUCUCAGAUCCAACGACUUCGCCGCCUACAACAUUAAUUUUGUCAAUGGAUAUACAGCUGGGCAGGCUGUUGCCUUGACGGCAAAUGGCAACAAAACUGGAUUCUACGGCUGCUCCUUUAAGUCGUACCAGGAUACUCUAUAUGUCAAGGCUGGCUGGAUGUACUACUCCAACUGUUAUAUCGAAGGGGAGGUUGAUUACAUUUUCGGCAACGGUCAUGUAUGGAUAGGCGAAUCCACUAUUGCGUCUAAUGGACCGGGCUACAUCACGGCCUCCUCUCGGACCGAGCCAACGGACAGCUCCCGUUACAUCAUCGAUCACAGCACGAUCACAUCUACCGGCACUCAAGAUUUGACUAACAAAGUCUAUCUCGGACGUCCUUGGAGGGUCAACGCACGAGUUAUGUACCAGUACAGCACCUUGACAAGCGUCGUGAGACCAGAAGGCUACUCACCCAUGGCCGAAGGAGCAACACCUAUCUUCCAAGAGUUCGGAAACACUGGUGCUGGCGCUAAUACUUUAAUGAGAACGUACUUCACUCCAUCUGAUAAGGCUCUGACGAAGCAGGAUCUGUGGGGUGCCGACUUCAAGUGGUAUGAUACGAGCUACUAA